Callorhinchus milii (elephant shark) is the source of this 3022-nucleotide messenger RNA. Its product is annotated as hsp90 co-chaperone Cdc37-like 1. Gene Ontology annotation, molecular function: heat shock protein binding; protein-folding chaperone binding; protein kinase binding. Gene Ontology annotation, biological process: protein folding; protein stabilization. Lineage: Eukaryota; Metazoa; Chordata; Chondrichthyes; Chimaeriformes; Callorhinchidae. The record is from RefSeq and is a predicted model, not a curated record. Gene Ontology annotation, cellular component: cytoplasm.
GAUGAUGAUGAUGAGGAGGAAGAGUGCAGACUGCCCUCAGUACCACAGACUCAGAUUUGCGCGGACGGAGGAGCAAGUAUUGGCCACGAGCAACAGGGGCUAGUGAAGAAUACACUGGAAUGCAAGUGGAACCUGGCAGAAGCACAGGAGAGACUCUGCACUUUGGAAUUGCACAACUCCGAGUCCUUAGAGCAGGAGCAUGCCAAGGCACAGACUGAAUCCUGGGAACUCAAACGCAAGGAAGACGAGUGGAGACAGAAGGAGGAGGAGCUGAUGUGGAAUGAAAGGAUGAAUUCGUGGAAUGUUGAUACGAUCAGCAAGGAAGGGUUCAAUAGGAGCGUUAUUAACAAAAACAUCAAGCAUAAAGAAGCAGAGGAAGAGGCUGAUGGCAAAGUCGCAACAUUUGUCCAAAAAUGUGAACGCCAGAUCAAACACUUUGGAAUGCUGAAGCGAUGGGUGGACAGUCAGAGACACCUGUCGGAUCACCCUCACCUCAUCUGUGAAGAAACUGCUAACUACCUUAUAAAGUGGUGUUUUUAUUUACAAAAAGCAGAGAAACAGGCUUUGAUGGAGCAGGUAGCUCACCAGGCUGUCGUGAUGCAGUUUAUUGUAGAAAUGGGCCGAAACCUUCACCAAGAUCCGAGGGGCUGCUUCAGGCAGUUUUUUGAAAAAGCAAAAAUUGCUGAUGAGGGAUACAUGGAAGCGUUUCAUACUGAAUUGGAAGCAUUUAUCCAGAGGGUACGAGAAUUUUCACAAGCAAAAACUGCAGAGUCGGUAACGAUGGACAAAGUAGUUCGGGACUUUGAGCUCACAGUCUGGGCUGAGACGCCAAUGCCAUGUUGGGGAAAUGCUGUAUUUUCAGAGGAGCUCAAAAGAUGCUUCCAGUUACAAGAUGUGCAGCUCCUCCAAAACGUCCUUAGUGAUAUGGACCCUCAGGUUGCAGAACACUGUUUGCAGCAUUGUAUUGAUGCAGGCCUAAGGAUCUGCAAUUCAAAGGAAGCCAAAGAAGAAAGAAGUGAGGAACCCACAAUGGAUACUUCCUAAUCUGUUGCUGUUGUGCAGUGGCUCUCUACAAGGAUGCUUGCGUAUUAAAAAAAACCUUCAGUGCAGUGAGAGAAAAGCUAGCUAUUUUUGUAUGUAACUUGUUUACUUGCCUGUUUGAAUGCUGCACUUUAUAUUCAUCAGGAUUGUUAAAAACUCUAGUUAAUUCCUUAUAUUCCAUGGCAAUAAAUGGUUUCUGAUAAGAUUUAGAUUCAAGCACCGGGUAAUUGGCUGUUCGUGGGAUGGAGUUUGCCCAAGAUGUUUUUUUUAUCCUUGUUUGACCUAUGCAGGCCAAAUUCUGUCUACUUUGGUUUUGCUUUGCAGAAUAUCAGUUGCAUUGAGCAGUGAAAUGAGUCACAGGGCGGGUUUUGUUUCCUUGCAGAAGGACUUUUUUGGGGAGUAAAUCUGGGAAUAAGUUGCACCCGAUGGCAAAUUCUUGGAAUUCCAUACAGGAGCCACUGUCUUUCAGUAACAAGAAUCUAUAAUUCUUUCAAGUUCCUCAACUAAUAAAAAUAUGAGCUUCCCAAUGUUUGGUAUGUAGUGAAGGGGAUGUAGGUUGGUGCAUGUGAUUUUUUUAUAUUCAUAUUAAAAAUUAGUCCCUCUCUCAACUAAACCAUGGUUUGGCCAGCUCUGAAAAAUUAUAAGCUGGAUUUUUUUUAACCAAAAAAAGGUUGGAAUAAUGUGUGUUCUUUUAAAGUUAGACCACUGAGUCUCUUGAAGUUGACGGUUUAUCUCCCACAUCGCUGGUUAAAAAUUGCAGUGACACUGGGAUCUGUUUGUUCAAUGAAUCUUAUGGAAAUUUUCAGCAGACUAAUAGUCUUAAGUGUUACAGCAUCAAUGGGACUACUCAAAUUCAAAAGACAAAGCUUUGGGUACUGCAGACUUCCUAGGCACAAGCACUCCUUAAUGUAGUCCAUAUUUUUCUCAAUUCUCUAGCCCCCUUGCCGGAGGUAUACAAACUGUUAUUGUUUUAAUGUUGGCUCAAAUGUAUCAAAUCCACAAAGGAUAGUUUACUGGAGCUGCCUCUCCAGUGUGUGAGAUGAUCUCAGAGAUGGAAACUUUGGGUUAAUUUUUUUGCCUGUGUGAAUGAAACAUCUGUGUCCUCAUUGGGAGUGAUUACAAGGCAUUGCAGUUGGGCCCAACUUGGUGACAGGUAUAUACCUGAAUACAGCAAGUUGAAGUCAAUGAGAACCGUUCAAUAAAUUCUGCUAGUAUAGAACACAAAUAGAAUUGUUGGACUCUCUUUCUCUUCUCCGCGCCCCCCCCAGCCCCAGUGGAUCUGGAUGACAUUGGCACAGACAUAUUGAAGCAGACAUAUUGGAUCUCAGAAUUUACUCUCUGUCCCAGGAGACUUGUUAAACAUGGUGUAAAGUUUUCUUACAAUUUCACUUGAUCCACUCUUUAGAAUUAACUUUCCAACAUCUUUGUAAGUGUAAAGAGCAAAAGCAUCAAGAAUGUUCUGUGUUACUGUUGCUUGACGGGAAGGACAAAGGAAACCUUUUAUUUAGAGUGCCAAAAAUGGCAUGCAACACCCCAACCCUGCAGCCUGAACACCCCAUUGAAUGAGCUGUAGAUCUCACUCUGGAUUGAUAGAUCUUAUAAAGUAAGAUUUGACUUGGGAGCUCAUUUGAAUUCAGGUUUAAUACUCCAUUGUUACAGUCCAGUCCUGUCACAGUCAGUUUAACCACAACUUGCGUUGGCUGAUUCUUGUGAGUGGGGUGGGAGUGAUCAAUGUACACUUUUGACGGAAGGCAUAGAUGUUUAGUUUUUGCACUGACAUGUUUGCAUUUGGGACACUGCUGUGCGCAAUUAUCUGCCGUGUUUCGCCCACAAAUAUAUGGUCAAUUCAUUUUACAGUAUAUUCUGUGAAGCACUUUGAGACGAAAAGCGCUGUAUCAAGUGCAAGGAUUAUUAUUAUUAUUGUGGAAGAUUUAACAACCGAGUUUUCUUUCCUUGGUCCUGAAUAAAUGUAUUAAAACUA